Messenger RNA from Nicotiana tabacum (common tobacco), 864 nucleotides. The record is from RefSeq and is a predicted model, not a curated record. Lineage: Eukaryota; Viridiplantae; Streptophyta; Magnoliopsida; Solanales; Solanaceae.
AUGGAUGAGCAACUUAUUGACCCAAGUGUAUAUUUGAAGGAUUCUUUAGAGAAAGAAAUCGUGUUGUUUGAGAGUUUGGAGAUUAAUGAUGAGGUUGAAGAGAUGACGCAUAUUUUGAAUGCAUCAUGUGAAUUUAUGAAAGGAGGAAAAAUUGCUGAGAGUUCUAUGCUUCUUGAGAAAGAUACAUCCUUCAAGUUUUAUGAUGCUUGUCUGAAAGCAUUUGAUGAGAUGAAAAGAAGAUUAGUUACUGUACCAAUUAUCAUUACUCCAGAUUGGAAACUUUCAUUUGAGUUGAUGUGUGACGCAAGUGGCAGAGCCGUUGGAGCUGUUUUGAGGCAGCGGAAGGAGAAAAUCUUUUACUCCAUUCAUUACGCGAGCAUAACUCUUAAUCCAGCACAAAUGAAUUACACUGUUACUGAAAAAGAGUUGCUUGCAGUAGAAUUUGAUUUAGAGAUUCGAGAUCGAAAAGGGACAGAAAAUCAGGUUGCAGAUCACUUGUCUCGGUUUGAAAAUCGAGGCCAUAUCACUGAGGGAGAAUCACUUAAAGAAACAUUUCAUGAUAAACAAUUACUAGCCAUCACUUCAGAUGAAACCCCAUGGUAUAUGGAUUAUGUGAAUUUCAUUGCAAGUGGGGUGACUCCACCAGCAUUCACAGAUGAUCAUAGAAGAAGAUUUUUACAUGACGUGAGAUUUUACAUGUGGGACGAGCCUUUUUUAUACAAGCAAUGCGCAGAUCAAUUGGUGUCAAAGAACAGGUACAAUCACGAAGAGGAACGAGAUGCCUUUGCAAAAUAUUUUGGCAUCGAUUAUGUAUCUCAGUGGGUUGAGUCCAUUGCUUUUCCUACUAAUGAUGCAAAGGUAGUG